This is a messenger RNA of Menidia menidia (Atlantic silverside), 1729 nucleotides long. The record is from the annotation of a GenBank genome assembly. Lineage: Eukaryota; Metazoa; Chordata; Actinopteri; Atheriniformes; Atherinopsidae.
AGAGAGUGAAAUAAGAGGACCUGAAGGCGUAGCUCUCUCUCUCUCUCUCUCUCUCUCUCUCUCUCUCUCUCUCUCUCUGUUGACUGUGGUUAAGUCAUAUACUCCAGAUAGGGGGUGUUUGCUCUAUUUCUGUUGGCAGUACACUGCACCGUGGUGUCGAGGAAGAAGAGAAGCGGGAACACAGUCACACAAACCCAGAACCCACCUGUAUUCACCUGAAAGAUCAACAUGGCAAACAGAGGUCCCGCUUACGGUCUGAGCCGUGAGGUUCAGAGUAAGAUCGAUAAGAAAUACGACCCGGAGCUGGAGGAGAGGCUGGUGGAGUGGAUCGUCGCCCAGUGUGGCGCUGGAGUCGGUCGGCCCGAGCCGGACAAGACCGGCUUCCAGAACUGGCUUAAGGACGGAUGUGUGCUUUGUGAGCUCAUCAAUAGUCUGCACGGAGCCAACAAACCGAUCAAGGCCAUCAAAAACUCCACCAUGGCCUUCAAGCAGAUGGAACAAAUCUCCAUGUUUUUGAAAGCGGCCGAAAGCUAUGGAGUCGUCAAAACUGACAUGUUCCAGACCGUAGAUCUCUAUGAAGGCAAAGAUCUGGCUGCUGUCCAGAGGACCCUGAUGGCCCUGGGUAGUUUGGCCGUAACCAAGGGCGACGGGAAUUACAAAGGAGAUCCAAACUGGUUCCAUAAAAAGGCGCAAGAGAACCGGAGAGACUUCUCCGAGGAGCAGCUGAGCGAGGGGAAGAACGUCAUCGGCCUGCAGAUGGGAACCAACAAAGGAGCGUCCCAGGCCGGGAUGACGGGCUACGGACGGCCGAGGCAGAUCAUCAACAACCCCUGAACCCCUCAACCGAACCAGCGCCCGUCCUCCCUUACGGGGAGGCCUGUCAGCAGGGAUGGAGAAACUCUGACUGUUACCCUCGGCCUGGAGGAGAAAAAAAGCAACCAGACUGUCUUCCGUGACUUAACUGGACCAAAAUAGGGACCAAAUAAAAAGCAUGUGCACAAAAGAAAUACACUCCAUGAAAGGAAAUUUGUAUACAUACAGUCCAGACCGUCAGCUGUACAACUAAAACGAUUCGAAAUCCUUUAAACGUUGUAUGUUGUGGCAUCCGUCCUUUGGGCCCUUGAUGAAUCCCGUUUUUCUGAAUAGGAUCAUUUUAGCUUUGCAUGUUUUAACCCAUUAUCUUCUAAUCCUUCACAUCACUGUAAACCACCGUGUCCAAACCAUUUCACACCUUUCAAAUCCUUGCGGAAAUGCGUCUUUCCUUUCAAGAUUUAUUCUCUUUAGCUUUGUUUUUAACAUGUACUUACCUCACCGUUGCUCAGCAUUUAUCAGGAGUCCCCGAAAUCGAGUUUUCAAUGCAGGAAACCACAAUAUCUGCGACGUCCUCGUUUUAAUUUUGUUUAUCUGAAACGACGCCCUUGUGUCGGCAUGGUAUCAGUUCUUGAACGCCGGAGUGUCAUUGAAUGUACCACCAAGGAUAGAUUUGAAAGUGCUACAAGCGCUAGAAUAACGCAGCCUUGAGGAGAAAAUGUCAAAGAGGACGUUAAACAUAAAACAAUCUUAUGCUGACGGGUUUAAACAAGCCAACAGAUCAGUGCAGUCAUCUCUGAGGAGAUCCGAAAGCUGGAAUCAGUCUGCAGACUGUUGUUGUCAGCUAUCCGGUUUCUAAAAUGAUCUACCGUUUUUUUAGGGUUUGGUUUGAAAUAAAGAUUGGUUUAUCUUUUGAAAA